This is a messenger RNA of Dicrocoelium dendriticum, 504 nucleotides long. The record is from the annotation of a GenBank genome assembly. NCBI's taxonomy places the organism in Eukaryota, Metazoa, Platyhelminthes, Trematoda, Plagiorchiida, Dicrocoeliidae.
UCGGCGUAUUACGACUUGGCAAUCUUUUUCUUUGACGGCCCCGAUUGUAUGUCCCGAUGGAUCGGAUAUGUGUGGUAUCCGGAGAAUAAUCCACUCAUUUCUCCUGGAAACAGUAUCACAGCAUUGCUGACUGUUCAACAAGGAAUGCAAGCUUACAACCCUUGGUUGCGAGUGUUAGACGGAAGCACCUGUGGAGGCACUAUGCUCUCAGAGCUUUCUCCUAUUUCCAGCAUUCCUCAAAACGGCAUCCUCUCCAAUAGCAAUACGAUGACUGUUGUGUACACAGAGGCAUUUGUUGGAAUGGGAUUGACAAAUAUUGAUGCCUCUUUUUCAGAGAUUAUAACAGAGGACACCACAACCAACGGGACGGGUACAGCGCCAAUCAGCACUGCUCCAGUUAGUUCGAUGAAACCCACCGAUGGAGCUACCAAAGCUGUGACCAAAUGCCCAAUCACGUUUCUCGUUGUUAUCUUCAUUUGUGAGCUGUUAGAUCCUUUUAAUUAA